Molecule: messenger RNA, 744 nt
Organism: Cylicocyclus nassatus
Lineage: Eukaryota; Metazoa; Nematoda; Chromadorea; Rhabditida; Strongylidae
Source: the annotation of a GenBank genome assembly
AUGGGUGAACUGGAGACUGAGAGAGACGCACUGGAGCACUUCGUCGCUUCAGGAAGAGCCGGCAGACGUAAUGCCCUCCCAGAAAUCGAGUUCCAGGUGGAGACGAAUGAUCCUGGAGCGGCAAAACUAGCCGAACGACUGUCCGACCUGUCAGCACAAUGUGAUGACAAUGUCGAUUCCCGCCAGCACAACGAUCAACAUGGAUCACAACAACCACAAACGGCAUCAUCUUAGUGUACAUUGUACAGAAUUCUGUUGCCUGGAACUACACACGUGAUUCACUCUCGACCAAUUUAGGUUCAUUGGAACUAAUUCCAGCACGGCUAUACACAUUACGAUGAACUUCUUAUUCUUAUGGAUGUGUGCUCUCUUAAUUACGUCCUCCCCUAACUUUAUUCGUAUUUUAUAUAUAUUUUCCUCUUGACAUCAUGAUUGGAACAGCUACGGGUCGAACACGAUCUUGGCAUAAAUUUUUUGACGAUACUUAAAGUGUCCGUCACUCACUCUCAAAUUUCGCUACUUUUGUGAAUUUCUAAAGAAUGAUCAGCUGACGUUGAUGUGUUGGUAAAAAAGUUGUCAUAAGUUUUUUCUUUGAAUUCGUUCCAUGUCUAUAUUCCAUGUGUUUUUUUCCUUUUUUUGCACAGUCAUGAUCUGUUCCGAGUACAGCUACAACAAUUCUCAUGUACUUCUUGCCCCUUUUGUUUGUUUUCACUGAUGUGUGCUUGAAUGAUGAACAAUAAACGA